Molecule: messenger RNA, 3586 nt
Organism: Ananas comosus (pineapple)
Lineage: Eukaryota; Viridiplantae; Streptophyta; Magnoliopsida; Poales; Bromeliaceae
Product: mitogen-activated protein kinase kinase kinase YODA
Exons: 13
Coding region: 409-3051 (880 amino acids)
Biological process (GO): protein phosphorylation
Molecular function (GO): ATP binding; protein kinase activity
Source: RefSeq, a predicted model, not a curated record
UAACCAACUCUCCGAACCUCUCUCUCUCUCUCUCUCUCUCUAUCUAUCUCUUUCUCUCUCUCCGCUCCGUCUCGCUCACUCGCUCUCUCCGUUCGAUUCGGUGCCCUCCUCCUUUUGCACUCUCCUCUCUCUCUCUCUCUCUCUCUCAAUUCUCUAAGCUAAGAAGCAGGGGGAAAAAAGGCGCUGCCUGCAAAAUAGAGUAAAUUGAAUGAUAAUCCAUUGUUUGGGGGCAUCCUAGUUAAUUUGGUGCCUUUCUUCUUGUGGAUUCUUACUGAAAGUUGCCUCAAACAGUCCUAUGAAUUUGGUCUUGAAAUAUUUAGUGGAUAUUGUUUCUCAAGUACAUAAAAAUGACUAGGUAGCAAGUUUGUAAAUUGACUGAAAGGAAUACUAGCUCUUUCAAUAUUUAAGAUGCCAUCUUGGUGGGGAAAAUCUUCCUCCAAGGAUGUAAAGAAGAAAUCAAAGGAAAAUUUCAUUGAAACAUUGCAUCGAUUCAUAAGUUCAACUGAACAAAAGGGAAAUACAAAGUCGGGAGGGACUCGUAAACGUAGCAGCGACAUAACAUCAGCAAAGGGCUCUCAAUCUAGGGCAGAAUCACGUUCGACAUCACCCUCUAAAGAAGUUUCUCGCUGCCAAAGUUUUCAAGAUAGGCCGCAUGCACAUCCACUUCCUCUUCCUGUUCUUCGGUCUGGCAUUACAUGCACGUCCUCUGAGGUCAGCACAUCAAAGCUGACAGAAAAACGGGGCAAACCACAGCUGCGUUUACCACUUCCUACCCCCAAUUGCGUUAUAAGAAGGCCGGAAACCACUGCUAUCGAGGGAGAUUUGGCUACUGCUUCUGUUUCUAGUAAUUGCUCCGUUGAUAGCGAUGAUCGAGCAGAUUCUCAGCUUCCCAGCCCUGUAGGGAAUGAUAUAGAAAAUGGGAAUAGGGUUAUCACAAACAAUCAUUCCAGUACUGUGCUUAAAGAUCAGUCUAUGGUCACUACUCGGAAGAACUCAAGACAAAUUGCUAAGCCCCCCAUGAUUUGUCUUGGUAACCAAAAUUUAUCCACAUCACCCAAGAAGGGGAUCGAGAACUACCAACCCAAUUUACAGAAUCCUCGGCAGGGGGCUUUUGGAAGUGCGCCUGAUAGUUCGAUGUCUAGUCCUACUAGAAGUCCUCUAAGAAUAUGCCCUGAUCAGAUUCCAACCUCUGCUUUUUGGGCAGCAAAGCCUCACACUGAUGUCACUUUCCUUAGUUCUGGCCAGUGCUCUAGUCCAGGUUCAGGUCAGACGUCAGGACACAAUUCGGUCGGAGGAGACAUGCUGGGUCAGUUAUUCUGGCAGCCCAGCAGGGGUAGCCCAGAAUGUUCUCCGAUACCUAGCCCAAGAAUGACGAGUCCUGGCCCUAGUUCUAGAAUACACAGUGGACCUGUUUCUCCAUUGCAUCCGCGGGCCGGAGGGACAGCGCCCGAAUCACCUACAAGUCGCCAUGAUGAGGUGAAGAAGCAAUCCCAUAGACUGCCACUCCCGCCAAUAAGUGUCUCUAACAGUUCUCCUUUUUCUCCGAACAAUUCAACAUCAAAUAGCGCUCUCCCUAUUCCUCGUAGUCCUGGAAGGACAGAUAAUCCCCCGAGCCCUGGUUCACGGUGGAAGAAGGGGAGGUUCAUUGGCCAUGGCACAUUUGGCCAUGUUUAUGUUGGCUUUAAUAGUGAGAGUGGCGAAAUGUGUGCAAUGAAGGAGGUUACCCUCUUCUUGGAUGAUGCUAAGUCAAGAGAAAGUGCGAAGCAAUUGGGACAGGAAAUAUCUCUCUUGAGUCGGUUGCGGCAUCAGAAUAUAGUGCAGUAUUACGGAUCUGAGAUGAUAGAUGACAAGUUAUAUAUAUACUUGGAGUACGUCUCUGGUGGUUCCAUCCAUAGACUUCUCCAAGAAUAUGGCCAAUUUGGAGAGCCAGUACUUCGUAGCUAUACUCAACAGAUCCUUUCUGGCUUAGCUUAUUUGCAUGGAAAGAACACCGUUCAUAGAGAUAUUAAAGGUGCAAACUUACUGGUUGACCCCAAUGGUCGAGUUAAGCUGGCAGAUUUUGGGAUGGCGAAACAUAUUAGUGGACAAUCAUGUCCCUUAUCGUUCAAGGGAAGCCCAUAUUGGAUGGCACCUGAGGUUAUCAAAAAUACAAAUGGCUGCAGUCUUGCUGUUGAUAUUUGGAGCUUGGGGUGCACGGUUCUGGAAAUGGCCACUUCAAAACCACCAUGGAGCCAGUAUGAAGGGAUUGCAGCUAUGUUCAAGAUAGGAAACAGCAAGGAGCUUCCAGCAAUCCCUGAUCAUCUGUCGGGGGAAUGCAAAGAUUUUGUCAGGCAGUGUCUUCAGCGUGAACCGUCUAAACGCCCUACAGCAGCAGAGCUUUUGCAGCAUCCUUUUGUCAAAAAUGCAGCUCUGCCUGAUAAAUCUAUUGCUGCUCCUGAUCCUUUAGAACGGAUUCCUGGUGUAUCCAAUGGGCCAAUCCUCACGGGUAUCGGGCAUGCAAGAAAUCUUUCUUCCUUGGGUAUGGAAGGAUUGACAAUCCAACAGAGAAGAGGUGCUAAAGCGGCGGCAUUUUCGUGUGAGAUUCACAUACAGAAGAACAUAUCCUGUCCCGUCUCUCCCAUUGGAAGCCCUCUUCUGAAGUCAAGGUCUCCACAAAAUAUGAAUGGAAGGAUGUCCCCUUCUCCCAUCUCAAGCCCUAGAACUACGUCAGGUGCUUCCACACCUUUGACCGGUGGGAAUGGAGCUAUCCCAUUUAAUCAUCAAAAGCAUUCAUCGUACCUUAGCGAUGGCUUCACAACUCCAUCAACAAGGUCACCUAAUGAUCUCUAUCCCGGUGGGUCCCAGUCUCACGAUCCAGAGCUCGAUCUUUUCCUUGGGGUGACGCAAGGCUCACCCCUUCCUCAAUUUGGGAAGUUGGGGCAUGGAAAUGUGUGGGACUCAUAUGACAGGCAGUCGUUUGCUGAUAAUGCCCCUCGUCAAUUCGUGAGAGAACACGGGAGGCUAAACCCCUCCCUGGAUCUUAGACCCGGUUCUCCAAAACGUGGUAUUUAAAUUUGCAAAUUUGUAUCAUACUGCCCGAAGACGAUUCUAAUAUAAUUUUUUGAAAAUUGGAGGAUGCGAUUAAAGGAAAAUUGUCAUCUGCAUCGAGUUCAUUUUGUAGUCUUAUACUCGAUGAUUAACUGCGGAAUAUGCAUCUCUAUAAUCUUGUGCUGCGAAAGGAACGCACCAGUUACUGUCGGCAGGUGAACUGUAUAUUGUAACUUCCCAUGUUCCUGAAGGGCUGGAAAAUCAAAGGUUUGUACCUCUAUGCUCCUCUUUUCUCUAUUUUAUCCUUAAAUGGGAGGCCGUUGUAUAGAAGACGGGGGAUCUCAAUCGAAGCGUCCACAUUUUGCACAGGAGGAGACAAUUUGAGCCUUUCAAUGCCUGUUUAGUUAUAUGAUACUUUUUCUUCUCAUGCUGCAAACUGCAUUUGUCCUAUGGCCAUCUGUACACUAGAACUCUCUAACUUAAUGGCGCUUUUUGUAUCAAUAGACACGCUUGCGGAAAUUUAUUCCAAGGCCCUGAUAUUCUUUGUUUAUAUCAUUAA